Messenger RNA from Bolinopsis microptera, 1361 nucleotides. RefSeq lists its product as uncharacterized. The transcript is spliced from 7 exons. Lineage: Eukaryota; Metazoa; Ctenophora; Tentaculata; Lobata; Bolinopsidae. The record is from RefSeq and is a predicted model, not a curated record. Bases 131 to 1252 code for a protein of 373 amino acids.
UCGGAUUAAUGUUUCAGCGUAUCAUUUUAUUUUUAUGCAAACGUUGAUCAGCCUAUUGAUUUUAUUCAUUAUUCUCGGACCGAACAAAAUGUUAAAUUGAUCUUUUGCUCUUAGCCUGUGACCAAUUACCAUGUUGUUUUUUAUUUGGUCGGUAAUUUCCCUGUCGCUGUUACUACCAGGAACUACAGAGGAGUACACGCCUCCAACAAUUCUAACAACUCUAACUCAUGCUGAUAUUGAACAUCUGCCGAGCUCCACCUACUCCACCUCCUUCACCUACGCUCAUACUUCCACUCCUCUUCCAGACAAUGUUAUACUCGAUGAGACAGAAGAUGACGAGGAAGAUGUUUCUGAAGUAGAUCAGGAGGGAGAAACGGAAGAAGGCGAAGAAGAUAUUGACGAUUUAUCAAAGAAGGCCAAGAAAAAGGCUAUGAAGGACAAAAAGAAAAAAGGGAAAAAAGAGAAGAAAGAAAGAAAGAAAAAAGACAAAGGGGAAAAAGAAAAUGGGACCAAAAAAGAAAAAAAGAAGAGCAAAAAGAAAGGAAAAAAGAAUAAAGGGAAAGGCAAAAAGGAUGCUAAUUUGUGCAAGGCUGGAAGCUUCAGUACAAAAAAAGGAUGUGAGCAAUGCUCUGAAAAUACUUUUAGUGGGAAUGAAGAUUCUGCAUGUACACCAUGCCCGAACGGAUUAGUAUCUGCAGUCGGAUCAACAUCAGAGGAUGACUGCUCCUAUGACCAAUACCCGACCUGUAACUGUUGGACUGCUGAGUGUGGGUAUUGUUCCAGUAUCGAUUGUACCGUCAAACAAGACCUCUUCAACUCCAACAACGGAAUUGAGGUCCACUCCACACCAGGGAGAAGAAGAAAGGAACUAGAUACAGUUAUUCUCUAUAACGAGGAGGGGGAGCAGCUUGGUCAGUUUCAGUGGAACGUGAAAGGGAUAUAUUUGUCGGGGUGUGUGAGGUGCCAAACACCUCCAGCUCUGAAAGAGGCGAGGAUCAAAGGCGGACUUGAGGAGCCGUGGACCUUCUCUCUUGCUGGGGGUGUGGUCCAGAUACGGAUGGGUGGAGAAGUGAUGUAUACAAAUCCGUUGAAAGGGGAGUGCUUUGAUAGAUACGUUAAAGUAAAUCGGUUCGCGUUCUACAAAAUGACCUGUGGGAAUUCAUUCUCUUUUAUACCUAAUGAAAUGGUGGCUGGAGAACAAGUUUCGUCUAACUGUCCUGUUGCUUGUCUACUGAAUCAGAGCUUGAGUUGAGUUGUUAGCCGUUAGGACUGAGCUACUGGCUACUGAAACACGAUUUAUAUACUAUAGGACAUAGGUAUAUAGUACCUAGUUAUAACUUUAUAAUUAUGUUUAUUUCUAA